Messenger RNA from Saprolegnia diclina VS20, 456 nucleotides. RefSeq lists its product as hypothetical. The record is from RefSeq and is a predicted model, not a curated record. NCBI's taxonomy places the organism in Eukaryota, Oomycota, Saprolegniomycetes, Saprolegniales, Saprolegniaceae. The transcript has a single exon. The coding region runs from base 1 to 456 and encodes 151 amino acids.
AUGGACGAGAUUGUGACGCGGGUCCGGCAGGAGCUUGCGCAGAAGUAUGGCCCGAUGAUGGUGCAGUGGUACGAGGCUGUCGACUGGCAAGAGCCGCUUAUCGUCGGCCUCAUCAGCUUCCACGUCCUCCUCCUCAUCGCGGUCUUGGGGCUCCGCCACGUCUACAGCGCCCAAGUCGUGCUCUUUGGCACCAUCUGCGGCCUCGUCGCGGUCGCCGAGCACCUCAACACGUGGGCGCACGGCCACUGGCGGCUCUUUGCGACGCAAAACUACUUCGACAAGAACGGCGUCUUCAUGGCCAUCUUUGUCUCGGGCCCGCUGCUCGCGAUUGGGUUUGUGCAGCUGCUGAGCAACCUCCAUGGUAUGGCCCACCUCGUCGUGUCGGUCAAGCGCCACGAGUACAAGCAAGAGCUGCUCUCAAAGAAGACGAAGCAUGCCGAGAAGAAGACGCAAUGA